Archocentrus centrarchus (flier cichlid) is the source of this 1206-nucleotide messenger RNA. Its product is annotated as butyrophilin subfamily 3 member A1-like. Gene Ontology annotation, biological process: cellular response to lipopolysaccharide; positive regulation of T cell proliferation; cell surface receptor signaling pathway. The annotation marks the transcript as partial. The transcript is spliced from 6 exons. The record is from RefSeq and is a predicted model, not a curated record. Gene Ontology annotation, cellular component: external side of plasma membrane. NCBI's taxonomy places the organism in Eukaryota, Metazoa, Chordata, Actinopteri, Cichliformes, Cichlidae.
CAGCAUGCCCUGGCUGUGCUGGUGGAGGUGAAUGAGGGGGCGGAGUCUGUCCUGCUGCCCUGUCAGUUCUCAGGUUUUAUACCUGAGGAGCCCACAGUGAUGUGGACUCGCAGUGAUCUGGAUCCCAAAUCUGUCCACCUGCUCCGAGAAGGAGGAGAUGAUCUUAGAGGACAAAACCAGCGUUACAGCGGACGCACAUCAGUGAGGUCUGAUGCUCUGGACUCUGGAGACUUCAGCCUCACUCUGAGGAAACCACAGCUGACUGACAGCGGCAGCUACACCUGCUCCAUCAGUAAUGGAAGACGUGAACGGAGACUGAGAGACAUCCAGCUGCAGGUCAAAGACCAGCAGGUGGAGGUGAAGGUGGAGGAAGGCUCAGAGUCUGUCAUCCUGCCCUGCAAAACAACACCUGACCUGCCCAAGGACACCAGGGUGGAGUGGACUCGCUCUGACAGAGAACUCAUGGUGGUCCAUGUGUAUUCUAAUAGAAGUGACCACCUUAAGAAGCAAGAUGAUCUUUACAGAGAGCGAACGAAGAUGAACAAUGACCUACUGGGAACUGGAGACCUCAGUCUGACCCUAAAACAGCCCACACAGAGAGACACAGGAGGAUACAUCUGCACCAUCUACAGGGACAAAGACAUCCUGAGACACAAAGUAGUGCUGCAGGUCAAAGAACCAUUUCCCUCCUGGGCCAUAGCUCUCCUGGUUCUCCUGGUUCUUCUUCUUUUGGUUUCUGGAGGUCUUUUAUUUCAUUUUAGGCACCAUUUCAUGGGCUUUGUUGACUGUCAGGUGAAGGUGGAGGAGGGGGCGGAGUCUGUCCAGCUGCCCUUCAAAACCACAGAAAACCUGCCUGAAGAUGCUGAAGUGCAGUGGGUACGCUAUAACCCAAAGAAGACAGUCCAUGUAUCUAAGAAAGACUCUGACCAGCCUGACAAACAGCACCAGGAUUACAGAGACCGAACAACGAUGAAUGAAGACCUGCUGAGAACUGGAGACCUCAGUCUGACCCUGAAACAGCCCACAGAGAGAGACAGUGGAGAAUACAGAUGUGUCGUCUAUGGAAUGAUCUGGAGAGGGAAAACAGUGCUGCUCAAAGUCAAAGGGAGAGUUCAGGUCCAGGAUCAAACAGAGGACAUCGGGAACAAAAGCCGCUCCACUGAUCCGACUCUUCUAUCAGCUGAGGGCUGUACAGUAUGAAGUGAG